Molecule: messenger RNA, 1312 nt
Organism: Eriocheir sinensis (Chinese mitten crab)
Lineage: Eukaryota; Metazoa; Arthropoda; Malacostraca; Decapoda; Varunidae
Product: DNA ligase 1-like
Exons: 2
Coding region: 221-1312 (363 amino acids)
Source: RefSeq, a predicted model, not a curated record
GGUCGCAGUGUUGAGGGUUGUGCUCUAGUGAAGGGACACAGGCGUUGGAGUGCGUCAGAAAGAGUCAACAACCAAACCAAACCAGCAAAGAAAACGAAAACGAGAGAGAAAGAAAACGGGAGAAAAACCUAAAAAAAUACCCGAGUUAGGUAAAGCGGACACUAAACUUCAACAGUGGUCAACCCGCGCUGCCAUUCCUUCCCUCCCAUGCUCCCCUCCCAUGUUUCCCUUCUGCUGUCUUCUCCCAUGUCGUGAAAGGGGCGUGUAUUAUACCAUGGAGGGACAGCUCGUGAAGAAGACACUGGAGGAGAAGGAGGAGGAGGAGAGGGUGAAGCGGAGACGUGGAAGCAUUGAAAAAGGGGAGAAUGUGGUCGUGAGGCGUUGCGGAGGUGUGUGGGAGGACAAGUUUAUGGGAGAGAGUGGGAGUGUGACCCCUGGGAAGGACAGCGACUCACGAAGGGACAAGGAGGAGGAGGAGAACGAGGAGAACGAGAAUGGCUGGCAAGUGAUGGUGAAGAGGAGUAAGAAGAGGAAGAACCUGAAGACGAAGACGAAGGAGAGCAAAGAAGAUGAGAUUCACAAUAAGAAGAAUAAGAAGACGAAGAAGAACAAGAUACAAGAGGAAAACAAGGAGGACUUCAAUAGCAAAAAGAAGACAAAGAAGAGUAAACACGAAGAGGAGAACGAGAUUAAAGAGGAGAGCGAAACCACUAACAAAAACAAAAUGAAGAAGAAAAGCAAAGAGGAGGAUGAAAACACUAACCAAACCAAGACAAAAAAGAACAAGAGCAAAGAGGAAGACGAACCCUCAAACCAAAACAAGAUAAAGAAGAAGAAGAACAAGAGCUCCAAACUUAAAGGAGAAGAAAACGAAAUCUCUGACGGCAAAAACAGCUUCGGGAGACUCCGGUCGAGGCUGCGGCGGAAGAAGGACAAGAAAGAAGAGGAACUGUUUACCUUCAGGAUGGUGGAGGAGGAACGCCAGCUGGUCUUUCAGGUGGGCAGCGGACUCCCACCGGUGAAGGAAGUGCUGGUGGAGGAAGAAGAGGAAGAGGAGCACCACAGAAAAGGAAAACGAGGGAAAAAAGGAAAAUCUAAAGGAGGGAAAAGGAGCAUAGUUACACCUGACGGGGAAUACCAGCGUGAGGAACAGGUGAAUCCGGACGUCACCGUGAGCACCAGCUGGACCCUGCAAGCCGCCCAGGUGGAGUCAAGAGGAAGAGGAAGAGCAGAGGAGCCUGAUCAGGAUUCCUGCGACUACUUCGAUGCUGCUGAGGUCAGGGGUGAGAGUGAGAGUAAAGGGAGAGGGUGA